This is a messenger RNA of Stegodyphus dumicola, 577 nucleotides long. RefSeq names its product kynureninase-like. Gene Ontology annotation, cellular component: cytoplasm. NCBI's taxonomy places the organism in Eukaryota, Metazoa, Arthropoda, Arachnida, Araneae, Eresidae. Gene Ontology annotation, molecular function: kynureninase activity; pyridoxal phosphate binding. The record is from RefSeq and is a predicted model, not a curated record. Gene Ontology annotation, biological process: NAD+ biosynthetic process.
CCUCAAUUAAAAUUUAAGGCGUUGCUGGUUUGGGAGAUUUUUCAUUCUCACAUUUCUCCAAAAAGCUGACGUUUCUCUAAGCUGCACAGGGAUGGACAUCAAGAGGAACGGAUCCCUUACGCACGGUAUGCCGCACCUAUCGGAGGACUCAUUCAGGAGCGCGCUCCAACACGAUUUCGUCAUUAGGUCCAAAACAUGGUCUAUUGACAUUGAUUCCCUGGAUUAUGCGAAACGAUUGGACAAAGAUGAUCCUCUCAGAGAUUUCCGGAAACGUUUUCAUUAUCCUAAAAAGAAAAAUUUCUCGGAAGUUGAUCAGAAAAAUUUGGCUGAUGACGAAGAAGAAUGUAUCUACUUCUGCGGCCAUUCCUUAGGACUUCAGCUAAAAUCCGUGGAAGAUGCUCUUCACGAAGUUCUGAAAAAUUGGGCAGAAAGGGGAGUAGAAAGUCACUUCGGAGGAUUUCUACCAGCGGCAUUUUGUGAUUUGCCUCUCAAGGAAAAUAUGGCAUAUUUAGUAGGAGCAAAAGCCAGUGAAGUAGCACUCAUGAACGGACUUACUGUAAAUAUACAUAUUAUGCUG